Molecule: messenger RNA, 901 nt
Organism: Lucilia cuprina (Australian sheep blowfly)
Lineage: Eukaryota; Metazoa; Arthropoda; Insecta; Diptera; Calliphoridae
Product: antigen 5 like allergen Cul n 1-like
Exons: 3
Coding region: 61-834 (257 amino acids)
Source: RefSeq, a predicted model, not a curated record
AUUAUCAGUUAAUCGGAAAUAGUUUAAACUUAAAGUUCUGUUAGCAGUUACAAUAAAACAAUGAAUCAGUUUUCAGUCUUAAUGAGUUUAAUAGCGGCAAUUGCUUUUGCCUCGGGUACGGAUUAUUGCUCGGAUUCACUUUGCAGUGCUGGAGUCAGUCAUAUAGCUUGUGGUAAUAGUGGUAAAUUUGCUAAUACAUGUCCCGCUGAUGCUGCCUUAGUCGAUAUUGAUGAGAAUUUGAAGAAUGUUAUUGUUUCAACCCACAAUGAGAAACGUAAUUUCAUUGCUGGUGGUGGUGAAACCAAACUAAGACCUGCCUGUCGUAUGGCCACCAUGGAAUGGGAUGAUGAAUUGGCUGAUAUUGCUGCUUUAAAUGUUCAACAAUGUGCUAUGGCUCACGAUAAAUGUCGCAACACUGAUGCCUUCCAUUAUUCUGGACAAAAUUUAGCUUGGAUGGGUUUCUUUGGUCAAGCAGAUGAUGCUUCCAUGUUAAAACAGGCAGUUAAUAUGUGGUAUGGUGAAGUUGCUGACAGUAAAAUGGAAUAUAUAAAUUCGUAUCCCAAUAACUAUAAAGGACCAACUAUUGGUCAUUUUACAGUUAUGGUAGCUGAUCGUAAUAUUCGUGUGGGUUGUGCUGCUUCCACUUACUCUGUAACUGAUCAACCUUAUAAGGCUUAUUUGGUGGCCUGUAACUAUGCCACAACUAAUAUGAUUAAUUUCCCCAUUUAUACCAGUUGCGAUAAGGCAGCUUCUUCUUGUACCACCGGUGUUAAUGAGGAUUAUCCCAAUUUGUGUUCUCCUUCGGAAGUUUAUAAGGUUAACAAAUGGUUUUAAUGGAUUUUUUUAAGUAGAAUUAAAAUUUAACACAAAACAUUAAAGCAAAUCAAUUGAAAAGGUAAAA